This is a messenger RNA of Nyctereutes procyonoides (raccoon dog), 2446 nucleotides long. It is a transcript of the gene ASPA, whose product is annotated as aspartoacylase. Gene Ontology annotation, molecular function: hydrolase activity, acting on ester bonds; hydrolase activity, acting on carbon-nitrogen (but not peptide) bonds, in linear amides. The coding region runs from base 143 to 1084 and encodes 313 amino acids. NCBI's taxonomy places the organism in Eukaryota, Metazoa, Chordata, Mammalia, Carnivora, Canidae. The record is from RefSeq and is a predicted model, not a curated record. The transcript is spliced from 6 exons.
UUCUCCACUCAAGAGAACUCUGCACUUUGCACUUUGGUUAAAGUCUCAUUUGGAUUUAAAUUUCUAAACUUUUCUUAAGAAAUUAAGUUUUAUUUGAUCUCUUUUCUGAAUUGCAGAAAUCAGAUAAAACUACUUGAUAAAAAUGACUUCUUAUCAUGUUACUGAAGAUCCUAUUAAAAAGGUUGCUAUCUUUGGAGGAACUCAUGGGAAUGAAUUAACAGGAGUAUUUCUAGUUAAGCACUGGCUGGAGAAUGACACUGAGAUUCAGAGAACAGGGCUGGAGGUAAAACCAUUUAUUACCAACCCAAGAGCAGUGAAGAAGUGUACCAGAUAUAUUGACUGUGACCUGAAUCGAGUUUUUGAUCCUGAAAAUCUUGGCAAAAAGGUGUCAAAGGAUUUACCAUAUGAAGUGAGAAGGGCUCAAGAAAUAAAUCAUUUAUUUGGCCCAAAAGACAAUGAAGAUUCCUAUGACAUCAUUUUUGACCUUCACAACACUACUUCUAACAUGGGGUGCACUCUUAUUCUUGAAGAUUCCAGGAAUGACCUUUUAAUUCAAAUGUUUCAUUACAUUAAGACUUCUUUGGCUCCAUUACCCUGCCAUGUUUAUCUUAUUGAGCAUCCUUCCCUCAAAUAUGCAACCACUCGUUCUAUAGCCAAGUAUCCUGUUGGUAUAGAAGUUGGUCCCCAACCUCAAGGGGUUCUGAGAGCUGAUAUUUUGGAUCAAAUGAGAAAAAUGAUUAAGUAUGCUCUUGAUUUUAUACAUAAUUUCAAUGAAGGAAAAGAAUUUCCUCCUUGUGCUAUUGAAGUCUAUAAAAUAAUGGAGAAAGUUGACUAUCCCAGGAAUGAAAAUGGAGAUAUUGCUGCUCUGAUCCACCCUAAUCUGCAGGAUCAAGACUGGAAACCGCUGCACCCUGGGGAUCCUGUGUUUUUAACUCUUGAGGGGAAGAUUAUUCCAUUGGGCGGAGACAGUACUGUGUACCCAGUAUUUGUAAAUGAGGCCGCAUAUUAUGAAAAGAAAGAAGCUUUCGCAAAGACAACCAAACUAAUCCUCAGUGCAAGAAGUAUUCGUUCCUCUUUACAUUAGGAAUCGUUUCUUACUUACCUGUUAUACAGUAUUUUGAAAAACUCCAUUAGUUUGUAAGCUCCUGAAGGCAGGAUUGUUCUUUAUUCAACUAACCCAUAGCACCUAGUCCAGUGCGUUGCACACAGUGGGCAUUCAGGCAAAUUUUCUGAAUGAAUGAGAAAUUAAUGAGUAUCUUUUAAAAGUAUCAUAUUAGGUACAUAGCUUAUUCAGAGAGGUGCAUUUCUUAUUUCUGUAUAGCUCCUUCUAUAUCAUACUUUGAUAAUUUAAAAUUCUGAAUAAACAGCUUCUAAAUUCAAAUUUCAAAAUUGAAAUGGAUACUAUAUAAAAAUUAUUAAUUUGAGCAUAGAAUUAAAUGUGUUUUCAUAUUACUAACUUGAGCAUAGAAUUAAAUGUGUUUUCAAGUAAUGUAUAAGUGCUACUAGAAACUAAUGAUGCAGACUUGCUAUUUUAAAAUUUUUCACAUUUAAAUUAAUGAUAAUGUAUUAAGUACCCAUCUGUCAACUUUAGCAAUAGUUGUGAUAUCCGUAGGAGAUUUUUAAUUGUUCUUUUGAAGAUGAAAUGUGAACAAGAAAUGAGGGCUGAUUUAUAAAGGUGACAUUAAGGGUAAAUCAAGAAACUGAAUGGUCCUUUGUCCACAGACAGUGACCUACACAAAGCACCACUGCUCUGACAUGGGCUUGUUCUGCAUUGACCUCAGGGAGUGAGGAGCCUCCUCCAAGACAUCUCACACGCCUCUUGGGAAGCUAACGUUCCUUCCCAACCUGUAUGCAUAUUUCUUCCAACUGUUACUUCUCAUUUUGAGGGAAUGCAUUUGUCCUUGUUCCCAGCCAACAUGUGAGGAAGUCUUUGGGCUCCUGUAGCAUAGGUGGUAAAGACAGAAAUAGCAGAGGGCAGCAGACACUAGUGGAAGUGUGACCCAAACUCAUGUCUCUGGUUCAACAUGCAUUCUUUCAAGAAAGCGCCCAUGAUCGAAAUGGCCAAAUCCCUCCCUGUCACCAUUCUUCUCCUCAAAGGUCUUUGGGCUGAAACAGGGCCUCUGUCACCCUCCAGUCCCUGCAGGAGCCUCCCUUGCCUCCUCUCUUAGGCCCCAGUGGCCAAGUCAAGAGAGUUUUUACUGUAUGAUUUGGACCCCAAGGAACCCAUGUUUAUGGUUUCAAAUGUAUGUACUAAGAUCAUACUAAUGUUGUCCGAAGCAAAGAUAUAUGUAAAUAUCUCGUUCCUCCAGAGUGAACAAACGCCAUUAAGCUAAUUUCAUUUUCAUAUUCAGUGUUUUAUAAAAUACAAGUAAGCUCUUUCUCAGCACCAAUAUUUUUGUACUGUGACAAAAUGAUUUUUAUUGCAAUAAACUCUCUUCCUUCUGAA